AUGUAUAUAAAGAGAGUGGUGAUAAAGGGGUUUAAAACUUACAGGAAUCAAACUGUUAUUGACGAUUUUUCUCCACAUCAUAACAUUGUCAUUGGAUCCAAUGGGUCAGGUAAAUCUAACUUCUUUUCUGCAAUUAGAUUUGUUUUAAGUGACGAUUACUCCAAUUUGAAAAGAGAAGAAAGACAGGGGCUUAUUCAUCAGGGAUCUGGUGGCUCUGUGAUGAGUGCUUCAGUGGAAAUUGUUUUCCAUGAUCCGGAACAUAAGAUGAUCUUACCUUCUGGUGUCGUUCCUAGGGAAAAUAAUGAUGAAAUUUGUAUUAGAAGAACCGUUGGGUUGAAAAAGGACGAUUACCAGUUGAAUGAUAGGAAUGUUACAAAGGGAGAUGUAGUGAGAAUGCUGGAAAGUACUGGAUUUUCCAUGAGCAAUCCUUAUAAUAUUGUACCCCAAGGAAAAAUUAUAUCAUUGACUAAUGCAAAGGAUAAAGAAAGACUACAAUUGCUGGAAGAUGUUGUUGGUGCUAAAUCGUUUGAGGUUAAAUUGAAAGCGUCUUUGAAAAAAAUGGAGGAAACAGAACAAAAGAGAGCACGAAUUGCUAAAGAAAUGGAUGAGCUAAAUUCUAAAUUGAAGGAAAUGGAACAAGAAAGGAAGGAACUGGAAAAAUAUAACGCUCUUGAAAAAAACAGGAAAGUUUUCCAAUUCACACUAUACGAUAGAGAGUUGAACGAUAUUAUUAAUCAAGUUGAAAGGUUGGACGACGAUUAUAAUGUCACAGCAAAUUCUUCAGAACAAUAUAUUAAAGAACUAGAUAAGAGAGAAGAAAUUAUUUCCAACAUUUCCAAAAAUUUAUCCGAAAUUGAUUCGACUUUGAAAAUUAAGACAACAACAGAUUUACCACAGGCUAAAUCACGACAUUCCGAAUUAACAAACCAAUUAACGAAUCUUCAAGUACAAAUUAAGGAUCUUAAAUUGCAAAUAAAGGCCCAGGAAAGACAAGCAAACUCAGAUCAAAAGACGCUUGAUAUCAUUAACGAUGAAAUACAGAAACGUGAACAGAAAUUAUCAAGCAUAUCUCCAAAAUUCCAAGAGUUAUCUAAAGAAGAAUUGAAGUUUAAACUGCAAUACAAUAAAUUGCAGCAAAGACAGCGAGACCUUCUAUUGAAAAAAGGAAGGUAUGCAAGAUUUGCUUCAAUAGAAGAGCGUAACGAAUGGAUUCAGAACGAAAUUGAAGAGUCGGAUAAAACGUUACAGGGCCUUGUUGACAUCAAAAAUAAAAUUUUAAUUGAACGUGAUGAGAUUAAUUCCAAGGUGCGUUCUCUUGAUGAAGAUAUUGAUAAUUUAAAUGAUUCCAUUGAGGGACCCAAUGUAACCGGUGAGUUAGAAGUUAUUCAAGAUGAACUAGAAAAAUUGAAAAGUGAAUAUGCUGCUAGCAUCGAUAAACGUAAGGAAUUAUGGAGGAAUGAGCAAAAAAUAGAAACUGUCUUACAAAACCUAUUAGAAAAUGUUAAGGUUUUGGAACGAAAUGUGAACGAAACAAUGGAUAGGUCACUGGCCAAUGGUAUAAAAAGUGUUAAGGAGAUUGCAACAAAAUUAAAAUUACCAGAAGAUUCCGUCUUUGGUACUCUUGGUGAGCUCAUAAAUGUUAAUGAAAAAUAUAAAAUUUGUGCUGAGGUAGUAGGUGGUAAUUCCCUUUUCCAUAUUGUGGUUGAUACGGAAGAGACUGCGACAAUAAUAAUGAAGGAGCUAUACAAGAUGAAAGGUGGGAGGGUGACGUUUAUUCCUUUGAAUCGAAUUUACCUCGACGCCAACAUUCAAUAUCCACCAAAUGAUCAAACAUCGUUCACACCACUAAUCAACAAGAUUAAGUAUGAUCAAAGGUUUGACAAGGCUGUGAGACACAUUUUUGGGAAAACAAUUGUUGUUAAAGAUUUAACUACAGGUUUAAGAAUUUCUAAAAAAUUUAAAUUGAACUCCAUCACUUUAGAUGGAGAUAGGGCAGAUAAGAGAGGUGUCUUAACAGGUGGUUACUAUGACCAAUAUAAACAGUCAAGAUUAGAUUCAUUGAGUACCUUAAAUGAAUCAACAGCUAAGCAUAGAGAACUAUCUCUAGAAUUAACAUCCAUUAAACAGGCAAUACAAGAAGUCGAUUCUAAUAUUGAUACGUUGAAUAACUCUAUCAGGAAACAUAAUACCAAUCGAGAGUCUUUACUUUCAAAUAUCGAAGGGAUGAAGAGCAAAUUAAGGAAUAAAAAAAAUGAUAAAAUACUGUUAGAAGAAAGCUUGCAAGCGCUUGCAAUAAAAACUGAGAAGAAUGAAAUCAAUAUCAGAGUGACAGCGGAUAAAAAGGAAACCUAUGUUAAGGAUAUGUCAAGUGAAUUUAACAGUGAGCUUUCAUUAGUUGAGAAAGAAGAAUUAGAAGUUACUAGUAUAUCAUUACUCGAAAUUGAGAAAAAACUUACUCUAACAACAGAAAACCUAGAGACUGUUACAUCUGAGAUGAAUUCCCUAAAUGCAGAACUGAAUUCGAAACUGUUUCCCCAGAAACAAGAUAUUUUAAGUCAAAUGUCUCAAGAGGGGCUCUCCUACUUAUCAAGCUUAAGACGUGAUGUUGACUCAAUGACUUCCAAACUAGAAGCUGUACAAAACCAAUGUAACUCGGCACUUCAACACGUUGAUACCAUUCAGAAGGAGAUAGAAGAUUUGAAAAGUGAGAAAAGAAAUAACGACAAGAUUUUGGAAAAAGCAAAUUCACAACAAAGAUUACUGUUAAAAAAACUUGAAACCUUCCAAAAAGAUGUUGAAAAGACAAUGAUUAAGAAAACUGCCUUAAUAACAAGACGUGAUGAAUUACAACAAAAAAUCAGAGAAAUCGGUUUGCUUGCCGAAGACGCCUUGAAUGCUUUUAAUGAUUUAUCCAGUGAGGAGUUAUUAAAAAGAUUAAACUCAGUAAGUGAAGAUAUUUCUGGAUUGAAAAACGUAAAUAAAAGGGCCUAUGAAAACUUUAGAAAAUUUGAUGAAAAGCAGAAAGAAUUAGUGGAAAGAGCAACUGAACUUGACGAAUCCAAGACCUCAAUCCAAGACUUAAUAACCCGUUUAAGACAACAGAAGGUGACUGCAGUUGAUUCUACAUUCUUAAAGGUUGCAGAAAAUUUUGAAACUGUAUUUGAAAAGCUAGUGCCAAUAGGUAAAGCAAAGUUAAUAAUCCAUAGGGUGGACAAUAAUGCAAGAAUGGAAACGAAUUCGAACGAUGACGAUGUUGAUAUGGAUCAGGAAGAUGAGGUAAUUAAUAAUAAUGAAUCAAUUUAUACCGGUGUUUCAAUAUCUGUUUCCUUCAACUCAAAAGAAAAUGAACAGCUCCACGUGGAACAAUUAUCUGGAGGUCAAAAAACGGUUUGUGCAAUCGCUCUUAUUUUGGCAAUUCAAAUGGUUGAUCCUGCCCCAUUCUAUCUUUUUGAUGAAAUUGAUGCCGCAUUGGAUAAACAAUACAGAACUGCGGUUGCAAAUAUCAUUAAACAAUUGUCAGUUAAUGCUCAGUUCAUAUGCACCACGUUCAGAACUGAUAUGCUACAAGUUGCGGACCGUUUCUUUAGGGUAAAAUACGAGAAUAAGAUAUCCACUGUGAUAGAGGUAGAUAAGCAGGAUGCCAUCAAUUUUAUCAAAGGUAACAACAAAUAUGCUGAAGUGUGA
Molecule: messenger RNA, 3684 nt
Organism: Naumovozyma castellii
Lineage: Eukaryota; Fungi; Ascomycota; Saccharomycetes; Saccharomycetales; Saccharomycetaceae
Gene: SMC3
Product: cohesin subunit SMC3
Exons: 1
Coding region: 1-3684 (1227 amino acids)
Source: RefSeq, a predicted model, not a curated record